This is a messenger RNA of Calidris pugnax (ruff), 2203 nucleotides long. RefSeq names its product nuclear cap binding protein subunit 2 (gene NCBP2). The transcript has 4 exons. The record is from RefSeq and is a predicted model, not a curated record. Gene Ontology annotation, cellular component: nuclear cap binding complex. Bases 66 to 539 code for a protein of 157 amino acids. NCBI's taxonomy places the organism in Eukaryota, Metazoa, Chordata, Aves, Charadriiformes, Scolopacidae. Gene Ontology annotation, molecular function: RNA cap binding. Gene Ontology annotation, biological process: mRNA cis splicing, via spliceosome.
CCAUUGGCUGCCCGGCCGGGAGGCGCUGAGGGGCGGGAAGGUGCUGAGGGAGCGGUCUCGCAGCUAUGUCUGCCGGUGGGACGCUGAGCAUCCUGCGCAGCGAUUCCUACGCGGAUCUCAGCCAGUACCGGGACCAGCACUUUCGGGGGACGCGGUACGACCAGGAGCGGCUGCUGAGGAAGAGCUGCACGCUGUACGUGGGGAACCUCUCCUUCUACACCACGGAGGAGCAGAUCCACGAGCUCUUCGGCAAGAGCGGCGACAUCAAGAAGGUCAUCAUGGGGCUGGACAAAGUGAAGAAAACCGCCUGCGGCUUCUGCUUCGUGGAGUAUUAUGCAAGAGGAGAUGCUGAAAAUGCCAUGCGAUACAUCAAUGGAACCAGACUUGAUGAUAGGAUCAUAAGGACAGACUGGGAUGCAGGCUUUAAGGAGGGUAGACAGUAUGGUCGUGGAAGAUCAGGGGGCCAGGUCCGAGAUGAAUAUCGGCAAGACUAUGAUGCUGGAAGAGGUGGCUAUGGCAAAACUGUUCAAUGCCAGUGAAUAAUGAAUGAUUCAUCAGCCUCACAGGAGAACUAAAUCUGGAUUGUAAAUGGCAUGAGGCACAGAGUAGGUCUGUUGCAUACAAAUUUAUGUAGCUAGAAAUUCACAGAAACUACCAUCCAUGUUCCUGUGAUCACAUAGUAUGUUCAAUAUCUCUUCUAAUACCCAGAUCCAAAGUGUUGCAGAGUACGUUAACACAGAGGAUCUGGGAGCAGGGUUUUAAGCAAUAGUAUGGGUGAGGCUUUGGUCUCUAAAUGCUGCUGUAACUCUACUAAAAUUAACAAAGGUUUAACAGUAUGGUGCUUUUUUCACUGGCAAAACUUGAUUAUUCUGUCACUGGGUUUUGUUUACAUUGGUAUCACAGGGUGGAGAGCAGUGAUGAAAGGAGUAUUAGUGUUAGUUUUGGAGAUGAAAGAAAAAGGCAAAGAUCCCAAAAAGGAACUGGCAUUUCUAGGCAAAUUUUCCAAUUUCUAGGAAAGAAUUAAAGUUGCAUAUUUUCUGAGGCUACUGGAUUAACAUCCUUUUAUACUGACACUGAUCCUAGCACACCUAUGUGAGUGGCCACAGUAAAACAAGUCAAAUUGAUGAGCCCAAAAGUAAUGAAGUGAGAAGCAAGCCUGGGAGCAAGCAGAAAACAGACCCUUGCAGUCUUCUACAAAGUAUAAUGUGACAUUUUGCUUUGUGAGAUAGAAACAACAGCAAGUAUAAGGAUCUCAGCUGGAGUAGUAGUAUUUUACUCCUGCCUGGUAGCUCUCUGCAGCCUUAAUAUUUGAGAACCAGUAACUUUCCUGUGCCUACAAGAGUGGCAUGAUGCCAAGUUACAGUUGUAACCCCAGAAAUGGGGUGAUUGACGAACUGUGAAAUUUGUUCUCAAAAUAGAUUUUCUAUUUGAGAAACCUGACUUCAGGCAAAAGUGAAAAUAAAAAAAGGCUGAGAUUUGAGAGGAGCCUUACUUUCUACUGAGUAUGUCACAGGAAUGGUACAAGAAUUGCAGGACUGUAUAGGGUUGGUGUUUUUGUUUUUUUUUUUUCCCCUCUGGAUCUUGUUAAUACUGCUAGUUUAUAUGAUGGCAUUUUGAGGUACUGCAAACAUAGGAAUAAAAAUAAUUAGUGAUCCUGAGAUCUAUGAAAUUGGCCUGCUGAAAUGAAAUAGGCUUUGGAUUUUUUUUUUCUUUAAAUGAAUUUGAGUUCUUUGGAAAUGGCAAUUCAUAAAGUUUUGUCCAAAUACCUUGUUGACCAUCACUCCUUAAAAACCUUUACAAUACCAGGUAUGUAAAAGUUGAUCUUUAAUCACCAAAGAUGCUGUUGGAAAUCUUGAUGUGUUUCUGAUGUACUAUUUGUCACAAAUUAGAAAUACAGUGUGGUAGAACAACUGCAACAAGACUUUGGUUGCUUAGGAAGCAAGGUUUUGGGUGGGCUUAGGUUUUUUUGGCACGUAGAGUAAAACUAGAUUUUCAGGAUCACUUGGUGCUGGUCUGCAAACAAGGCUCUGAAAAAAGUUACCUUUUUAUAUAUAGUACAUAUGAGUGUGAGUUUACAGCCUGUGAUCUGCUCUAGGAAACCUCUGAAAUUUAUUUUUCAUUGUAUCAAUUUUGUAUAAAAAAAUGUGUUACCAAAACACUAAGUCACUUUCAAAUAAAGCUACAUAACAUUAAAACAUUAAAA